This is a messenger RNA of Plasmopara halstedii, 1878 nucleotides long. Its product is annotated as dna polymerase subunit alpha. Gene Ontology annotation, biological process: DNA replication; DNA replication initiation. Gene Ontology annotation, molecular function: DNA binding. Gene Ontology annotation, cellular component: alpha DNA polymerase:primase complex. The transcript is spliced from 9 exons. NCBI's taxonomy places the organism in Eukaryota, Oomycota, Peronosporomycetes, Peronosporales, Peronosporaceae. The record is from RefSeq and is a predicted model, not a curated record. The coding region runs from base 1 to 1878 and encodes 625 amino acids.
AUGAGCCUCGACGUCUCAGCUGUCCGCGCAGCCUUUGCGGCUUGUAAUUUGGACCUAGAAGACGAUGCAGCAAGCACAUGUGUUUCUAUCUGUGCAGAGUUUAAUAUGAGCUGCGACGACAUGGCAGCACAAUGGGACGCAUACUCGAUGAACCAGCAGCUUUCUGGCGCCGCUGACACCGAAAAUCUCGUGGCCUUUCGCUCACAUCUCAAGCAGCUGCAACAGAACAUAUCCCAUGAGCUGACACCUAAUGUAUCUGCACCAAAACGACGACACACAAAGACGCCCGUUGUCAAACGCGAGUCAAAUAGUCAGGAUAAGCUUGAGUCGCUUUACAGUAUAAAAUCACCCGAGGGCAAGCAUGCGCGCUCCUUUACUAGUCCUACUGGAAUCAGCAAAGUUCAGCGAAAGGAAGGCGUCUUUUCGCCUUCUUCCAUGCAGUCACCACCAGGCAGCAGCUACGAGAAGCGCAUAGAUGCCGGCAAAACAGUUUAUGAGUUUAACGAACAUUUAAAAAAGAAGAUUGAAGGAUUGAAAGCUAAUUUGGGAAAACCAGUCGAGGUUAUGGUGCCAUAUCCAUCACGUAAUCUUUUGCCAAAUGCCCCAUACAUGUAUACGCCUCUCUUUCGUCGAGCUAUUGCGCUGGAUGAGCAACUUGUCGAGUAUGAAAUGGAAGUGAAAAAAAAAGUUGAUCUAGAAGAGCUAAAGCCGGUUGGAGACCCGUCGCCGGCACAAGUGACGGUGGUUGGACGAAUUGUGUGUGAAGCAGCAGAGGGUAAACUGAAUCCAAGCGUUGUGCAAAUUGAGGGGUCUAGAAAAACCUGUGGAGGCCAACGUGUGCUCCUCGACCUGAAUGGAGUGUCUAAUUUCCAGAUCUUUCCUGGCAAGAUUGUCGCUUUGGAAGGUGUCUUAUCGGAUGUUCGGUCUCCGAUGGUAGUGAAAAGAUUCCUUGAGCCAAUUCUAGCACCAGCAGCUACGUCUUUACCAGCACGUAUAAAAAAGCUACAAAUUGAGCACGAAGAACCUAUCCGUGUGCUGACUGCUUGUGGUCCUUUUACGACCACGAGCAAUGUGGACUACUUGCCUUUGAACGAUUUACUACAGGUCGUGAUGGACCAAAAGCCAGACGUGCUUAUCCUGCUCGGCCCUUUCAUCGACACGAAUCACUCGAUGUUCCAAGACGGACUGGUUAAGUACGAUGACAUGAUGCUUAGCUUUGAAGAGAUUUUUCUAUUUAAAGUCAUGACACUUUUGAACAACGUUUUGAAACAUGACGAGCAAAUUCAGAUCAUAAUUGUUCCGUCGUUGAGAGACGCUAACCACGAAUACAUGUACCCGCAGCCCCCACUGAGCAAAAGCAAAGCGUGCGAAGCGUUCGAAGUUGCCGAACAUGCUAAGCGCGUGCACUUUAUGUCAAACCCUACCACGUUCUCAAUCAAUGCAAUUGUGUUUGGGAUAUCUACUUUAGACAUUAUUGUACAAUUGAGCUCAAAUGAGCUGUACAGGAGAGCCCAAGGUCGUGAUCAUCAUCGUCUUCUCCGCCUUUGCGAACAAGUUGUUGAACAGCGAAGCUUUUAUCCGAUAUUUCCUCCGCCACCUAGUGGUGAAGCGCCAGUUGAUUUGCGGUAUAUGAAGCAAUUUCAAUUUGAGCAGACCCCUGACAUUCUGCUGCUCCCCUCAAUUCUCAAUCGGUUUUGUGGGCGCGUUUACGACUCAGUUGCCAUAAAUCCCGGCCAGCUUUGCAAAGGAGACUCCGGUGGCUCCUUUGCUCACAUAACCAUUCUUCCUCUACCGAAUGAGAAAAUUGAGAGUGCGGGUAAUGAUAUGUGCGCCCAUUCUGUACCAGACCGAACGAUUGUCGAAAUAAAGCGUAUAUAG